Molecule: messenger RNA, 856 nt
Organism: Cucurbita pepo subsp. pepo (vegetable marrow)
Lineage: Eukaryota; Viridiplantae; Streptophyta; Magnoliopsida; Cucurbitales; Cucurbitaceae
Product: small ribosomal subunit protein bS16m/bS16c
Biological process (GO): mitochondrial translation
Cellular component (GO): small ribosomal subunit; ribosome
Molecular function (GO): structural constituent of ribosome
Source: RefSeq, a predicted model, not a curated record
GGAGGCGGCAGGCGCGACUUCGGAUAUAUCUGUCAUUUCAGUUUUUGGCGAAGUUACAGGGUUUUACGAGCUCAAAAAUGGUGGUGAGAAUUCGGUUGUCGAGGUUUGGAUGUAAGAACAAGCCGUUUUAUAGGGUGAUGGCUGCCGAUAGCCGAUCUCCUAGAGACGGCAAGCAUCUCGAGGUUCUAGGUUACUAUAAUCCCCUGCCAGGUCAAGAUGGCGGUAAACGAAUGGGUCUUAAUUUUGAAAGAGUGAAGUAUUGGCUUUCAGUUGGUGCUCAACCUUCAGAUCCUGUGCAGCGAAUUCUUUUUAGAGCAGGGGUACUUCCACCACCCCCAAUGGUUGCAAUGGCACGUAAAGGUGGACCACGUGAUUCUCGUCCUGUUGAUCCUCUUAGCGGACGCUUCACGACUCCACAGAAGGCAACUGAUGAUUCCAAUAGCACCAAAGAUGGGAACGCUGAUUCGUAAUUUUUUUUUUUUUUUCAGAAAAGCCUCUGAAACGCCCCGUUGUUCAGGUAAUAGAGUUCAAUAAAUCGGUCGAUUUACUUAGGUUGCAAGAUGAAUGGUUUUUUUAUGGGAAAUUAUGAAAGGCCGAGUAGUUUCAGUUUAUUCUGAAAUACUAAGAUGAGCCUAUAGAUAUGAUCAAUAGCCAAUCCCCAGUGCCAAGUAUAGGGCCGUUGGACUUAGCCAUUCCAUUACUUCGAGAAAACAUUGUCGUGUUGUUGUAUCAAUUAAAAUGAGAUAGGAUUAUGAUUUUGCUUCCGGGGUAGCUUUGAAAACAUAUCUUUGUGAACUAUUAACCAUUUCGUUUGCCCGUAUGUGCACUGUUUUCUCAGUUGAACUAUCUUCUUCAA